CUGUUGGUUAUGUUUAUGUUAUGUUGUGGAAGUGUGAAUUUGUUUUUCUGGUCCUACACUCCAGUGGGAUCCACCGAACAUCGGCCAUGAACCAGGAAGACUCAAGUCGCAGGGCAGCCACCCUGAGCACUGCUCGCUCGCCCACCUUCUUCACCCACACCGACAUCCAGGCCCAACUGCAGAACCUGCUCCUCUCCAGCUCAUCCAUCUCAUCCACACUCUCGAUCGACAACGAACAUCUCGACCAACUGGCGGCGAUCAUCAGGAACAUCCACUUAUCAAAACAGCAGGACGCCUUCCUCAACCAUCUCAACAAGUUCAUCAUCCAAAAGGAAGCAGAGAUAGAGGCCGUCUCUCGUGGCCACUAUCAAGACUUCUUGGGUUCAGUCGAUAAACUAUUAAGCGUUAGACAAGGUACCAUCUCCUUAAAAUCGCACGUCGUCUCACUCGAUGCGUCAUUACAAACAUCAGGCACAAGUCUGGCAACCGUCCGCUCAUCACUACUCGAUGCCAGGAAGGUAUCAACCAACAUCCAAGAGACCAUCGAGACCCUACAAUCCUGUCUCAAGGUCCUCGACCUGUCCAAGAAACUCAGCCAACAGAUCUCCGAGCGCAAGUUCUACUCAGCCCUGCGCUCGCUAGACGAGCUCCAAUUCGUACAUCUCAAGCCUCUCCUGGGCUUUGCCGCCUUUGCCGGCUACCUCGGCGAGGCUCUCCCGAACGAGAAGAUCAGGAUCAGGGAGGAGGUCACCAAGCAGCUCAACUCUUGGCUCUAUGACGCCCGUCAACAGAGCCAACAGCUCGGACGUCUCGCUCUCGAGGCACUCGAGCUCAGAGAUCGUCGUUGGAAGGCCCGUAAGGAUCGCCUGAAUACACAAGAUACCGCGUCGAUGGCCUUGCUCGUCAAUCUCAACACCCCCGUUGAGAUCGCCGUCAGUGAACGUCAUGACUAUCAUGUCUUAGAUUCUGGCGAUGGAAGCCUGAUCGAUUUCGGGCCACUCUAUCUGGCGAUCCACAUCCACGAGACCUUAGACGCGAGGGAGGAACUCCAGAAGUCUUUCCGCGACGACCGACGUGCUCAAGCGCACUUGAUCCUCGCUUCGAUGUCAAGCAAUAGUGGCGGUUCGUCGGCAUUCACACUCGACUCACUGGGCGCGUUGAUCGAACAGAUUGCUGGCUUCUUCAUCAUCGAGGCCCAGAUCCUAAGGACCACCAAGGCCUUCAGAGACGAAAACGACGUCGAUUCCCUGUGGGAGGAGCUCUCCGAUCGCAUCGUUUGCAUCGUCCGCCUUGGACUCACCAACUGCUCCGAUCUAGACUUACUCAUGGGUGUCAAGGCCAGAUUACUAUCGUUUUCUCAAGCAUUGGAAUCAUACAACUAUACAGUCGCGCAAUUUCAUGAGCUCUUGAGCUCAUUAUCGACAGAAUAUAUCGACCUGUUGUUCAAGAAAUUCUCGGUCGAGUUCGAGCAGUUUAUCCAAGAAGAUGAUCACCAACCAAUGCUGGUGCAUAACGCGGACGAGUUCUCGAAGGUAGUCGAAGUGAGCUUCUUGCCCAACCACGGGAUCUGGACCAAGGCUGAACUGGCCAAACAGACCUUUCCCACCGCGCUGCCUUUCUCUCAAGCAUAUCCUUUGUGUUGCAUCCAUAUUCGAAACUACGUCACCAAUCACUACGCCUACUGUGAAUCGAUCACCCGGGACGCCGAUGACUCCAUCCGGAAAUGCUUGGAUUCUUUGUUGAUCUCCCAUGUCGGCUUGCACAUGUUCAGCCAAAUCAAUCUGACCAAAAACUUAUCCCAACUGGCCCAAAUCGUCAUCAAUACCUUAUUCUUCUUGACAGCAUGUGAGGGAUUGGAGGCGAUCUUAGUCCAACUAAGAGUCAGUGCCCGGUUUAUCUCGCCCGAGUUAGAGGCCAAAGCAAUGUUCAAGAAGUUGUUGAAGACGGGCGAGCAGAAGAUAUUAGGAGAGAUCCAGGAGAAGAUCCAGGAUUUCUUCGAACUCUCGGAGUAUGACUGGCGGCGGAAGACGGCGAUCGAGCCCGGGGAUCAGACGGAUGAUGGAGGCGGCCGGGUUAAUGAGCAGGAAACUAGCGUCUAUCUCAAGGAGUGUCUCAGCUUCAUCGAUACUCUGAUCGAUAACGUCCUCGUCCUCACCCCCGUCGACUUUAACGAGAACAUCUUCUUCGGCGCUUGGAUGUUCAUCGGCCAACGAUUAAAGUCGUUCUUGAUCGAUAGAGAACCCGCAGCGAUCUCCGACGGCGGCUUGUCCGUCCUCAUGAACGACAUCCAUUUUGCGUCCCAUCGGCUCCGCAAGUCUCCCUUCUCAUCCUCCGCUUCGAAUACGUCCUCCUCCCCGAUCUCCCUAGAAGUCCAUAAGUUUUUCAGGGAAUUGGUCCAAACCGUCAAUUUGUUGGCAAGUCCUGAUGUCGGCAAGUAUCUCGACCUUGAUUAUCGGGCGAUGAAGUACGAUCUAGUCCGAUCGGAAUCAUUGCCGUUGAUGUUGGUCAAAUUAUUGACGUGUAUGAACUCGGUGGGCUCGAAUGUGGAUCCGAUCCGCAAAUCUUCCGUCCAAGAGGUUUUGAAAGCACUUUCUCCAUAGGUCGUUUGAAGAAACCGCGUGUUUUUAACUUUAUCCAUCUUUGUCUAUCUAUCAUGUAGUUGUUCAAAAGUCUUGGCUGUACUUAUACACAUAACAUGUAGAUAUUUUAUACAAAAGAACUGGCCUCAGUUUACUUUCAACAUUGAUCCUUUUUGAUUUGUCUUUUGUCACCUGUUAAAGCACCCUUUCCACAACUAAUUUAUUGUUCAUUGUCGCCAUCAUUCUCUCCAGAUGCCUAGUCUUCUUUUGGGCAUCAGUAAGAAACAGUUUCAAACAAGC
Messenger RNA from Puccinia graminis f. sp. tritici CRL 75-36-700-3, 2879 nucleotides. RefSeq lists its product as uncharacterized. The transcript is spliced from 11 exons. Gene Ontology annotation, biological process: intracellular protein transport; Golgi to plasma membrane transport; exocytosis. Gene Ontology annotation, cellular component: membrane; exocyst. The coding region runs from base 21 to 2600 and encodes 859 amino acids. The record is from RefSeq and is a predicted model, not a curated record. NCBI's taxonomy places the organism in Eukaryota, Fungi, Basidiomycota, Pucciniomycetes, Pucciniales, Pucciniaceae.